UGUUUCAAUAAAGUGAUUUUGUCACCCCUAUAACUACUCCCAGGGGGAGUAUUUAUAGAGAAAAUACGGGCUGGGCUCCCAAGCCUUGGGCUUGGGAGGCCCAUUUACAACUGGACCGCUACUGGGCCGAAUACAAAGUCACUAAUGGGCUGUACAAAUGAGUAAGUGUAAAUUCCGGUUCUGUGAGGUCUUCGUGGCAGACGAGGGCGUGGCCGACGAGGGCACGGCCGACCAGGGCGUGGCCGACGAGGGCACCCGGGUUCCUUGGCUUCAGGACCAUAUUCUGAGUUGGUACCUUUUCGGCCGAUGGGGGUCCCUUGGCCGACGAGGGCACCACUCAGUGUCUUGUGCUUGCUGUUCUUCUGAGUAUGUGGGUCCUGGGGCUCAGACCCAUAUACUCCAUCAGUAUAGACCAAUCAAAAAUUUUCAAUUGAAUAAUUUAAAUGUAAAUAAAAUGUAAAGCUUUGAAUUGGACCAAUGAAAUGCAUCCUAGGUAUGGUACCCUCCUAUUUUUAUUGGGUACCAUAGCAAGCACCUAUUAUAAUAAGUUAAACAAAUAUGCUAUAGGUAGCCAUAGUUACCCCAAUUUCUACCCCAUAUAAAUAUCCUUCUUAAAAAUUUAGAAUGAUACUAAAGGUACUCCAUUUUUACCCCACCCCUAAUUGUGUGAGCAUAAACGGGGCAACUCAUUUAAGACAUUUUGUCUGAUACAGACAAAAAAAACGCCUACAAAAACAUGAGUAUAUAAGAGUGUGUACACAAAUAUGUACCUAAAGUCGGGUUCAUAAUGGUAAGUUGAUAACAUUAACAAUAAAAUACGUACUACGUGCGUUAUUGCAGUUCAGCCGAUUAAUGAAAGGCAACUAAACAUUACGGAGUACUUGAAAUUGAAACUGGUGGAUGAACAAAGACCAAUAAGAUUGAGAUUAAUAUCCAUGGCGGAUCUUGUGGGCAAUCCGGUAGGAGCCGACAACAUCAUAGAUAACAGAGAGAAUUUCCUCCUCUGAGAAAAGCUUAGAAUCCCACUUUGGUCGCCGUUUUGCUGAAGAGGCAGUAGUGAGGUCCACCCCUACUUCCUCCACCAGUUUCUCCCACGAUUCACACUUAGGCUUCCCGUUUUGCAGAAAAAUAGCGGCGUAUCUACUGAUCUCAGUGACCCUGAUCUGCGAGCAAACAAAGCAAGCGGGGGUUCGGAUUUUUUUCCCGAAACGCCCGUACGUCGUAAUGGUGUGUUUAGCGUAUUCACACAACGGCAGACCACGAGUCCUCUUUCCAAACCCAUCGGGACACACAAAAAAAACCUCCUUGAAACUCAGGAAAUCAGUGACGGCUCGAAACGCAGAAUUUCGGCGUCUCAUGAGAUCCAAUUGCAGGAUCACGCAGUUGGAUCUGGUGCAUAGGAUCAACAGAUCGCAUCUUCUACGCCUUCCGAACAGAUUCGAGGAUACCUUCACGUCCACCCCAACAAUGGGAUGUACUGGUAUGCCGUUGCCGCCGACCUCCAGCUCUGCCAGGGCUGCUUCCACAAGCAUUGCGUCGUGGACCACUCGAGUCUUCACCUCCACGCCGCCGAUUUGAAGGUCGUAUGUGUUCAUUUGCGUAGGGUGGGGGAAUUCCGCCAUCAUUUCUUGUUUGGUAUGUGGUUCUCUCACUCUCACUUUCUUCACAAUUAUUAUUUUUCAUUGGUCUUAUUUUUUCAACCAGUCCUCAAUAAUGAGUCUUGGACAUUUUCAAUAAGAAAAAAUGACUAGACUAUUAGUAAUGGACUUUCAAUUGACAAGAAUAUGAUCCUCUUUCAAUUGAUAAAUAAAUGACUAAAUGUUGGAGAGAUGGUCAAAAAUAACCUCAUGUAUAAGUUAAUUUGCGAUUACACCCAAAAUCAAAUAAUGUCCUUCUCGAUCUUCUCUCACCGCUGCGCCACAGUCGAGACCCGUUGGCUUCCAUUCUCAGAAGAAAACAAAUGGCGGCUUAGCUCCAACAGAGAUGGCUUCAAUAGCGAUCUAUGCUCCACCGGGAACAUCUCUCGGAGCUGACACGACGAUUCAUCUUCAGAGGUUGCAGUCGUUGUUAAUCGCAAUUGGCGACGGCUAGGGUUUGGAAUCACGGCACCGCUCGACUCGGGCUUCUUGGAUGAAGAUUUCGAUUUUCACCGUGUGAUGGAGGUUGGCUGGCACCGGCGAUGCGACAGUUGCAGAGGUUGGAGAGGGGGGAUGUGGCUAUGGAUGGGAAGGGGGUUGGGCCGCUGGAUAGGGGUUGGGGUUGGGGAGGCUGAAAAGUGGGCUGGGUGCUUGGGUGCUGGGGAGGGCCAAUGUGGGGAGGAGGCAGUCACCGUCGGGGGGCGCGGCGGUAACCUGAGUUGGAUUGUUGGGGAGGUGGAUGGGGCUGAAGAGGCAGCCGCAGGCUAGGGAGGCGGGAGGGCGAUGGAUAAGGGGCUGGGGAGUGUGACUAUCGCGGCGGCAACUAUAGAGCAAGGCGGCAAAGGUGAACGAUUGUCGGUGCAACGGCGGUGGCAGGUCAUUGGGGCUGUGAGUCUAAAUGUCAUUGUGUUCGGUGUCCAUGUCAUUGUAUCAUUGGGGGUAAAUCACUAUGAUUCAAGUCACUUUGUCACUUUCACCAAAACCAAUGUGUCACUAUGGUCACUGUACCGGUAGUAACUGAGACAAUAUCAUUGGAACACUAGUAACUAUGGCGGUGGUCACUGAAGCGUUAGUGACCGGACGGUGUCACUAGAGCGAUUAUAGUAACUCAGGAGUGGGCAAUUCAGUGGUAGUAGUAAUUGAGACGGUGGUCACUGGAGCAAUAGUAACUGGAAUAGUUGUCACUAGAGCGAUAGUAACUGGGACGAUGUCAUGAGAGCAUUAUAAUAACUAGUACGCUGAUCACUUGAGCAAUAGUAGUAACUGGCCGGGACGGUCCUUAUUGAAGCUAUAGUAACUACGAUACUCGUCACCGAAGCACUAGUAACCGGGACCGUUGUUACAUAAUUUUCAUAUUCGAAUAUCUAUCAUCAUAAAUAAUAUUAAAAUAGAAGAAAACAUUGAUUGGUAUUAGAAAUUUAGAAUGCAUUGUUACAGCUAGAAUACAAAUUGCGUUGAAAUAAAUUUAAAAUAAAAAAAACAUCAAUUGAGAUAAAGUGCAUUAUUACACAUUACAGAAUAAAGACUACGAAGCGCAUUUGACUAUUUGCGAUCAAGUGCAUUGUUAAUUUGUUACACACUUGAGCUAUUACGGAGUGCAUUGAUACGGUCCAAAAGUAAGGGUUAUUUAGUAAAGUAUGUUUUUAUUAGUCACAUUUUUGGAAGUCUAGAAAAAAGGUCUCUUUUUUAUCCAUAACACAUUUUUUGUAAUAUUUGAGCCAAAACCCCUUUCAAUAAUGUUAUGCAUCGUUGAUUGUACGACUUUUUUUUUAAAGUAGAAUCAAAAACAUUUUUUAGUAGGGGUGGGCGUGGUCCGGCGAGGUCCGGAACGGUCCAGUAAAUUGGUAAAACCCGUAAUGUAUCCGUGAAGUUUUUUUACGGUCCGGUUCCAAGGAUUGAAUCGUUCGGUACCAUGUCGUUUCGGAAUGAUACAUAACGGUACGGUACAAUGCCAAACACAUGCUAAUUUUUUUGAACAAAUCUUGCAAUUAGUAGAUAUCAUCACACCAACCAACUCACAUGAAAUGUUGAAAUAAAUACAAGAAAUUGCAUACGUAGUACUAAAAUUCACAAAUACCCAAAUAGUGCAACACAACUAAGAAAAAGUAUAGCAAAGCGAUGACGCACGAGAUAAAUAUCAUUUUUAAUUUACUAAAUUCAUGUGAAAAUAUAAAAAUGAAUAUCAUCAAAUUGUUGAAUAUAAUAGAAAUGUUCAACAAUCUUCUUCUUCGUUCUAGGUUAAAUAUUACUCCGUAGUUCUGAUUUAAUUUAUAGUUGAACCUUGACAGCUAAGAUUUAAACCAUAUUAAUUAAGUUGUAAAAAAUGCACAAACAUGAUACAACAAAAAGUCAUGUACACUACAUUACUAGAAAUAAAUAUUCAUUAAUGAUUUCUAAAAUUUUAAUAUUCUUUCAAUACAUACCAAAAUAUAACAUUAGUUAUCUAAAAAGAAAAACUAACAAUAUAGAUAUAUAACACAUUUUAGAUAUCUUAGGGACACAUGAAUACAUACUUAGGGUAUAAAAUUGUUGGUCUAGAUCUAUUGAUAUAGAAAAAUAAAAAAUAAAAAUCAAAUGCAAUAUUUACGAACGGUUCGGUCCGGUAUUUUUCGGUUCUCAAAAUCUAGGAUCGGUCUCGUACCCAUUUCAAACACUACGGUUUCGGUACGCGAUAAAAAUCGAUAGAACCGUUUAAAUACCCGAUAUUUGGUUCGGUACCAUUAUUGGACGGUUCGGUACCGGUUCGGUUCAGGUUUUAUGCCCACCCAUAUUUUUUAGAAUCAGGUCCAGACACCCUCUAACUUGGAUCGGAUUAUGGGAUCUCUUGCCCAAGUGCAUCGGACUGGGGGUGGGAUCGGUCCGGUCCGGGUCAGGUUUUUGCUAAACCCGGAAAUUACCCGUAAGGCAUCGGGUUAUGAAAAUUAGGGACCGAAAAAAACCCACUAUAUUCGGUCCGAGUCGGGUUUUUUGUAGCCCGGGUUCGGUCCGGGUUCGGGUUGGGUCGGUUAAAGCCCGAAUGUGAAAUCACUCAUUUUUCUUUUAUAUUUUAAAAUCUAUUUUCAAAUAAAAUUAAUAAAAAGUACUAACCACAAAUAAAAUUAAUAAAAAUCACAAAUAUUAGUCUCCAAAAUCACCAAGAAUUCAAAUCCAAAGAAGACAAUUAUCAUAAUAUUUUGUUUAAGAUGCAUAAAAAUAAGUAAUAUAGGUGUUCUAAAAAUGUUAUGAAAUAAAAUUUAUGGAUAAAAAUGUAACUAAAGUUACUAUAAAUAUGUUUUCAUGGUCAUUACGGUAAAUAAAUUGAACAUAUUUGUAGUCACUAAAAGUUAUUAAGUCAUUUUUUCGUCCAUCAUGAUUAUAAUCAUAAAUUAGGAAUUAAUUUAUAAAUUAUAUUGGUAUAUUAUAUUGAUUUUAUAUUAUGGCUAAUUGUUUCGGGUUUUAUUGGUCCGGGUCGGGUUAUAGAUUUUAGGGCCCGUUAAAGAGCCCGAAGUUUCAGGUUCGGUCCAUUUUUUUAUUCAGGCCGGUCAAAAAGAAAAAAUCCGGACCGAUAUCAUAAUUCGGGCUGGACCAGGGUCGGUUUAACGUGUGGUUGGCCUUGAGAAACUGGCUUCCUACCCAGGAUAGCCUCGAUUAUCUCCACAUUGUGAAUAGGUGUGACUUGUGCAAGGGUGGUUUGGAGACAAUACCACACCUUUUUUUCCUUUGUCCCUUUACUUGUAGGGUGUGGCAGCAGAUAAGGAACUGGAUGGGAUUCAGACAUGGAAUGACUACUUUGCUAAGUGCCAUUAAGUGGAUCACAAAGACUCAUAGAGGAUCGACGAUGAAGGCAAAGGCAGCCCGCGUUGCCUUUUGUGCGACAGUUUAUUACGUUUGGCAUGCAAGGAAUGAAAUUAGAUUUGAUAAUGGAAAGAAGACGGAAGAGGAGAUCAUUGUAAAGAUCAAACACGUGACUUACAAGAUACUCUAUAGUAUCUACCCGCAUGAGUUGAUCAUCUUUUGAAGAAGACGCUUUGGAGUUUUUGAGUUGUUGCGGCUAUUAUUAGCUGUGUAGAUCUGUGUGUGUGCACUCUUGCAGCACCGUUUUGGUUUUUGAGUUUUUUGUGUUUUUGGGGCAUUUAGUAUUGUAUACUUAGGCCCUUUUGAUUUGGAUUAGAUAGAAUAAAAACCUCUCCUAACCCCUACACUAUGUAGGGGUGAGGGAAGUUUUAGGAGAUCUAAACUUUUAAUGUAUAUUUUUUCUUGGGUGUUAAUAUAUAUUUACAUUUAAUCCAAAAAAAAGUUGAAAAAAGGUUCAUGCUUUUGAAAAAC
Molecule: messenger RNA, 5942 nt
Organism: Cuscuta europaea
Lineage: Eukaryota; Viridiplantae; Streptophyta; Magnoliopsida; Solanales; Convolvulaceae
Source: the annotation of a GenBank genome assembly